CAUCUGUUUUGUUUUGUUUUUUUCCCUCAGGUUUUGCUCUCUGGACUCAUCGGAGUGGUGUCAUGGAAGAGGCCGCUCUCUCUUGUGAUCACAUUCUUCAUGCUGCUGUCUGCAGUGUGUGUAAUGCUCAACCUGGCGGGCUCCAUUCUCUCCUGCCAAAACGCUCAGCUUGUUAACUCGCUGGAGGAGUGUAAGCUGGUACCGUUUGACAACGAUGGAGUGUGUGUCUGCUGCGAGCAACAGAAGCAGAGCACCGGCUGCAACAACCAGGCAGAGAUGCUGAAACUGAACCCCCUGCGGGACUGCAACACCAUCCGCCUUCGCCUCAAGGAGUUGCUGUUCAGUGUCUGUGCCCUUAACGUCAUCUCCACCAUUGUGUGCGCUCUUGCCACCGCAAUGUGCUGCAUGCAGAUGGUGUCGACUGAUGUACUGCAGAUGUUCAUGCCGCACAGAGCCCGAGCCUUAAACGCUGAGUGUAUGACCCCCCAUGGUACCAUCCUGCAUCAGACCCUGGAUUUUGAUGAGUUCAUUCCUCCGAUCCCUCCACCGCCCUACUACCCCCCAGAGUACACCUGCACCCCCUCAAUGGAUGGACAAAGAGGCCUGCAUCUGGACUUUCCACACUCCCCCUUCAGCGCCAUCUACGGGGUGCCCAUAAAUAGCCCGGGAACCCUUUAUCCAACUGACCUCCCUCCUCCGUAUGAGUCUGUGGUGGGCCACACCCCGGCCAGCCAGGUCACCACCAGUAUCGAGCAACAGGCCACUGAGUCCAGUCUGUGUGACAGAAAUACCACAGCAGGAUUCAGCACACAGGCCUCAGUUGACAGUGCAUCACUGAUGGUGUCUGAGGUUGCUGACCAGGACCAGACCUGCUCUUCAGAGGACCUGUGCUCCCUGGAGGUGCAGGGCUCCGACUCGUCUCCGUUUGGCACCCUGCAGACUGCCCCCACUGACGGAAGCUGCACCAGCCUUGAACUCUGCACGCGUCUCUCUACCCGUUGCCACCGCGGCAUGCCUCACACCGACGCGCGCCCUAGCGACACGGGAUUCAGCGAGUCCUCACACACCCAGGACUCCCUGGAACGCUCACCGGAUUGGUCCUCGGAAAACUUUAGCAACCUGGACCAGGAGUAUUCUGCGGAGAACACGCAUCCCUGCGAGGAACUGAGGGCCGCAAUGCACAUUUGUGACGAGCUGGCCUCAGCCAAACAUUUACCAGAGGAGCCACCAAAGGCCCAGACACAUUCCUUGAUCAAAGCGAGAAUGAUGAGCAGGAAGCUCACCUUACCUGUAACUAUCCCGCCACCGCCGCAGCCUUGUUCCCCCACCUCAGUGGCCUCCUCUGGUGGAACUUCUGCCAUCAGCCCUUUGGCUCCCUCUCCUUCUCCCUCUCCCCCCAUCCGGCCACGAGGCCCCAGGCUGUGCUUCAGUGUUUGGUCACCCUCCUCCUCGUCACAGCCCCCCUCUACCUCAGCUCAGAGCGGCCAGUCACCCUCCGAGAGGCCUCGCGCGCUCAGAGCAGCCAGAAGGUAUCGCAAACUGGCACGCAUCGUCCGUUCCACCAGUGACCCCAUCUCCUGCUCCACCACAACAGGAAGACAGACCUGUGCCUGCACCACUGGAAAUAACCCAGCUGCUGCAGGCUCAGCUCGUACUUCUCCAGAACAGGAGACGAGAGAUGUUUCAUCAGAAAUAGUCGGAGCUAAGCCGGGCCACGUAGCUGUCACAAAGCAGCAGCAGCAGCAGAAGGAGGGCAGGAAAGUGGACAUCCACCUUAAACCUCGAUCCCUUCACACGCACCCCUCCCAUGAGCGCCCGCACUCACUGGCUGACCUUAAGAUGUACAAAGACACAAAAAUAUUAGUGGCCAAAUUCUUGGAGCACUCCAGCAGCAGCAGUCUACCUCCAGAAGUCCAGCAGGUCGUCAACAACAUCAAGUGUGUGAUCAAGUCAGACGAGAAACACAUGGAAGAGGCCAUCUUCAGUGCCAAUGUCAUAGAUCAGGUAAUGACCCAGCGCAUCAUUGGCAGUCCAAGAAAACGGGACCACGAGGACAUACAUCUUCAGAGCUGCGGUGCUUUGAGUUCCUCCCCGUCCAUGUGCCGCUCAAAACAUCACCCACAGAAAACCAGCUCUUCAACUGACCCACAGGGCUCCCCAUCCUCUGAACAAGGCCUUGAGUGCAGAGAAACCAUUCUCUGACCACUCGGAUCAAGACUCUGAGGGCAUUCCAGUGUGCUGAUGUCGCCGCCCUAUGUGGCAGAUGUCUGCGGAGUAAUUAAUAACUCUCCAGACGUUAUGGGAUCAUUGUUCGCUCAGUGUGGCUGCAGUACAAAGCAUCUGAAGUGCUCCUAUGCUGCUCAUAGUGCCCUGUGAGACCAUGCCAAGUCAUCAGCAAAAAUGGUAGCAAACUCCGUCAGAGCCUGCCAGUGUCUGUAGUGGCUUUUUUUUUUUUUUUUUUUUUUAUCCGAAACAAAUAAAAGAAUGUUCUUCUCCCUCAGGGGACCUUUUCUACUGAAUUUCAUCUCCUUAUGAAAAGAAACUAAUAACCCAGCUGGUAAGCCUGGAUCCGUGACAGACACCCAGAGAAAAAUGUCUGUUGUCUGUAUUCCUCUUGUCCUCAUGAGAAACAAAUGUGUCUGUACAAAACUGUGAACUGAACUGACAGGACGGACACUGCUGGCCAUUGUUUGCUGACUUGUGGAAAUAUUUCUGAUAAGGUGGUGAAUAUUUUGUGGUUCAAAAACAUCACAAAUGUUGAUUAUUUAACUUACCUCAUUGUGCUACAAUUCUUAUCAGUGUUACAAUAAAAUAUGCAUUUUUAGUUUUG
Molecule: messenger RNA, 2830 nt
Organism: Poecilia latipinna (sailfin molly)
Lineage: Eukaryota; Metazoa; Chordata; Actinopteri; Cyprinodontiformes; Poeciliidae
Gene: entrep2
Product: family with sequence similarity 189 member A1
Exons: 11
Coding region: 100-2202 (700 amino acids)
Source: RefSeq, a predicted model, not a curated record